This is a messenger RNA of Lagopus muta (rock ptarmigan), 8248 nucleotides long. RefSeq names its product potassium inwardly rectifying channel subfamily J member 11 (gene KCNJ11). Gene Ontology annotation, biological process: regulation of monoatomic ion transmembrane transport; potassium ion import across plasma membrane. NCBI's taxonomy places the organism in Eukaryota, Metazoa, Chordata, Aves, Galliformes, Phasianidae. Gene Ontology annotation, molecular function: ATP-activated inward rectifier potassium channel activity. Gene Ontology annotation, cellular component: plasma membrane. The transcript has a single exon. The record is from RefSeq and is a predicted model, not a curated record. Bases 67 to 1260 code for a protein of 397 amino acids.
CGCCCCCGCCCCCGGCCGGCAGCGGACAUGGGGCGGCGCUGAGCGGCGGAGCGGCGGCGGGGAACCAUGCUGUCGAGGAAGGGGAUCAUUCCCGAGGAGUACGUGCUGACCCGGCUGGCCGAGGAUGUGCCGGAUCACGCCCGGUACCGCGCCCGGGAGCGGCGGGCACGCUUCGUGGGCAAGAACGGCGCCUGCAACGUGGCCCACAAAAACAUCCGGGAGCAGGGCCGGUUCCUCCAGGACGUCUUCACCACGUUGGUGGACCUCAAGUGGCCCCACACGCUGCUCAUCUUCACCAUGUCCUUCCUCUGCAGCUGGCUGCUCUUCGGCAUGGUCUGGUGGCUCAUCGCCUUCGCCCACGGAGACCUGGACCACGGCACCCGGCUGCAGCGCACCCCAGCCACGGAGAUCCCGGACGGCUUUGUGCCCUGCGUGACCAGCAUCCACUCCUUCACCUCCGCCUUCCUCUUCUCCAUCGAGGUGCAGGUGACGAUCGGCUUCGGAGGGCGCAUGGUGACGGAGGAGUGCCCGGCCGCCAUCCUGGUGCUGAUUGUGCAGAACAUCGUGGGGCUGGUGAUCAACGCCAUCAUGCUGGGCUGCAUCUUCAUGAAGACCUCGCAAGCCCACCGCCGUGCCGAGACCCUCAUCUUCAGCAAGCACGCGGUCAUCGCCCUGCGCAAUGGCAAGCUGUGCUUCAUGCUGCGGGUGGGCGACCUCCGGAAGAGCAUGAUCAUCAGUGCCACCAUCCGCAUGCAGGUGGUGAAGAAGACCUCCAGCCUGGAGGGGGAAGUGGUGCCCCUCAACCAGAUCGACAUCCAGAUGGAGAACCCCGUGGGGGGCAACAGCAUCUUCCUCGUCUCCCCGCUCAUCAUCUACCACGUGAUAGACAAGAACAGCCCCCUCUACGACAUCUCCCCCUCGAACCUUCACCACCACGAGGACCUGGAGAUCAUCGUCAUCUUGGAAGGGGUGGUGGAGACGACUGGCAUCACCACGCAAGCCAGAACCUCGUACCUGGCGGAUGAAAUCCUCUGGGGCCAGAGGUUUGUGCCCAUCGUGGCCGAGGAAGAUGGGCAAUACUCUGUGGACUACUCUAAAUUUGGUAACACGGUGAAAGUGCCCACCCCUUCGUGCACUGCCAGGCAGCUGGAGGAGGACAAGAGCAUUAUGGACACAGUGCCAUUUUCCCCUAGAAGUACCAUAAGGAAGAGAUCUAUCAAGCUAAAGCCCAAGUUCACCAUAUCUGACGAGCCUUCCUGAUGCCUUUGGACUGGGAAACUGUGCUAGGGCUUUGCGUCUGAAAGAUCUCAUGAACUCAAAACACUGAGGUGGCCUCUAUUACUUUUUAAAAAAAUUCAGGUCGGUAGCACAAGGUAUGUUCUGCUGUUAUUUAUUGCGGGGUAAAUGUAAAGCUAAUUAUAUUUUUUUAAAGGUGCAAAAUUUCAGGCAGCACUGGGAGUAGGAAAAUCCCGAUCUGCAGCUUUAAGUUUUGGUUCCGACUGUCAUGCUGAGUUGCACGAUCAUUCUGCAUUGAUUAAUCUCUAGGUAACUACGUAUUUUCUCAAAAGACAAAUGUUUCUAUAUCCUCAGAGAUUGCAGUUCUGGGGGUCUUGCAGUGUCUGUCUUAAAGUCGGUAGUUUUUAACUGCUCUUUUCUAACUUGAACAGUCAAUAUCGAGAAAUAAAGUAUUAAUAAUUAAUGAAGCAGGCUGAAUUUAAACAGUAACAAGAAGGUCAGGCAGUGUAGUGCGGCACAAGAGCAGAUCUGGGACUGUCUGUGUUAUUAUACUCAAUGUCUUAAAUAAAUGGCUGGGUUUGCUGCAUCCAUAUUGUAUUGUAUGGAGCCACUCCUACCACAUGCAGUACGAAAUGUAUUUGGACAUUUCCUUUUGUUUAUUUUAAAACCCUUUACACUUCCAGAAUAAAACAGUCAAGUGUACCUUUUGGGCUGUGUGUUCUUGAUAGGAAGCAUUGCUUUCCCCUAAAAAGAACAGCAGAAAACGUGCAACUGAGGCUAAUCAUAAAUAGGAAACAUUCUGUAUUCUAAUUGUCUAAAUGAGAAGCAACGUCCCCCUCUCACAUGGCAGUAGGGACACCCAGUAGGAAAUGAAUCUCUGCUUUAGGUUGGAGUGAACUCUGCUAGAGAAUGAGGGACUAUAAAUAGAAUCCGGUAUUUUGAAUGGGAGGGCAGUGCUGAAUCCUGGAAUGUAUCUGCAUGCGGCAGACAAAAGCUUUUACUCCUCUCCCUUUUGUAAAAGCAGAAGCAGAGGUUUGUGCAGCAGGAAGGAGGGCUGUGCAGGACAGCAUGGUCUCUCUUGGGAUGCCGGUCACAAAUACUACUGCUGAGGAAAUGGUUUCCUUUCCAUUCACAUCCCGACCUCUGCACAGCCGGUGCCGGUUUAGCUGAACUCAAGAGCAGAGGAGCCAUGUUCACCCUGCCAGCCCCGCCGGUGACAGCAGGAGUGGUUCCUCUCUGCACACUCCUCUGUGUGGGGAUGGCAGCACCAGCAGCAGCUUUAUUCCUGUGCUAUUAAGGGGUAGCGGUAGCAUUGACUGCAGUAUGCUAUUAACAGGACAAACUGCCACUCAAAGAAUACAACGUUCUGUAAACAAAGCCUAAAUAAGCUUUAUGGAACUGACCUGAUGUCUGACUACAGUUGUUUUCACAGAGAUGGCAGCAAAUCCCCUCUGAAGGGCAUUGAUUGAAGGAGUUCCCUGAUCAGAUCUGUGUGUGCUCGGUGAUCCGUCUGAGCGAUAACACGGCCGCAUUUUUGACAGCUGGUCAGUGUAACAAUGGGACUGAUGUUCCAGAGAGCCACAGAACUUCCCUUCUGACUAUAGAACACCUCCAGGAAUCUAAUAAAAUGAAAUUGUGGUCAGGUAGAAUCACAGUUUGAUUUAAAAUGAUAAAAUUGUAUCUAUAUUUUCAAUACUUUUCUAUUUCAGAUCCACGAAUGUCAGUGUCAGUGUUAUCAGACUGCAGUUAGGUGAAUAAGUAUCCAUUCAAUUUCCAAAUGCCCCACACACCAGCACUGUUGUGUUUCACAAUGAAAAAGCAGUGAAACUAGCAUUAGCAAGUAGUUAGUAAAGAAAACAGGAAAAGGCAUAUUUUACAUUUGUAAUAGUAAAAAAAAGAAACCUUUUUUUUUAUCAAAUAGGGAAUGGUGCAGUGCCUUUGUGUAUUACAUUUAUUCUCUGAGUCCAGUUGACACAUUAUGUUCCAGCUUUCCCUCUUUCUGCACCAGUUCCAUCACUCAUCGACAGGCACUGGCAGCAAAGCCAGUUGCUUUUCCUCAACACCUUUGUUCCUUUGAAAGUUCAUUGUUCUUUAUCCCUGUUCUGUUUUUACAAUGCUCACAGAUACAAUUCUAGCAUUAGCUUUCCAUGGACUUAAACCAUCGGAUUCUCCUCCGUUUCCAGAGUGCCUUGCAUUAACAUGUAAGAUACAUUCAAUGUUGUCACAUAAAACCUCUUCAGAUGGAGAAGUAUUUGACCUAAAUGUGAAGCAAUUUCAGCAACUAUUUUCAGGCCCUGAUGCAAGCCUCCUUUUCCCUCAGGGAGAUCUGUGCUACAGAGAGGUAGAAAGUUCUCUUUGUGAGAUGGAGAGGGGAUGGGUAGAAGGAAAGAGCUUGCCUCUGCUGGGCUGCUUUCAGAACCAGCUCUUAUGUCACUCCCUUUACAAGAAGCUGCUCAAUUUUCUGAAGUUUGGACAAAAAAGGCACGAUCAUAUUAAGAGGAAGGCAGGAUUUGUUCUAUUAAAAUAAUUAGCUAAUUAUUUCAGUCCAUUUGUUGGUGACUUUGAAUCUCAGAAAUCUUGUAAUUUUAAAUUAUUCUUUCCUCACUUUCAACAUUCAGCUGUAUUUCAGGGGCAGAGCAAGGAAGAAAAAGGGGCACUGCAUAUUUUGGAGGGCUCUUUCAUUUUGCCACGUACUAAGUACUUGAGAACAGAAAUUUCAGAGGAUUUUCAUGAAGUUGCACUUAUGCUGACCACCCACAUCCUCUGUAUGAUGCAUUCUGAAGAACACAUCAGUGCUGUCUUCUGAGGUAGAAAAGUCCUCAUUCUCAGCAACGAGCAAAGCUGCAUUUUCUGUAGCUGAGGUUCAACGUGAGCAAGCUUUUGAACUUGCUACUCUUUUUCUGAUAGGUGGCAUCCUGGGGUCCUGCUGAGGGAGCAGUUUGGGGCGGUGUGCUGCAGUUCCUACUGCUGCUCCCUCCACACUUCCUCUGCACAGAAACCUAUGGGAGGGAAGCUGCGGAUGACGUGCUUGGGGGUUGCCCUGACUGGGAGAGAACAUGGACAGAGACAGUGGGAAGCUUUGAGUUUUGUAGUGACCCACUGCUCGAUUUCUUAAGGGUGUGGUGAAGCCAGCCGUGUCCAUGCAAAUUGCUUUUCAUGUGCUAUGGAAUCUAGAGACCAUUACCAGCUUAUACACAUGGUUCACACUGUUUAAUGCACUUAGUUUAGAGGUCGAUAAGAGGGACAAAAGAAUCGUGGGGUUUAUUAAUAAGAAACAGAAGCUGAAGAACAUUUGUUUGUCAUCGUUGUAAAAUACUUGCAGUGACAGCAUAGCCAUGGGGCAUAUCUGUUUUAUGUUGCGUUUCCUAAUGAAAUCAAGAGGCAUACGUGUAAGAAAUUAGAGGACAACAAGGUUUGAUUUGGUCUCCUUAUCCCCCUAGGCAUACGAUAAAUAUAGUAUUAUGGCAGUGCAUUUCAGCAGGAAAACCUCCCUGUGAAGCAGAUAAAAACUAGAGGUGAACUCAGCAAGCUGGGUAUUAUGGCAAAGGAGGGUCAGAGACACAGAUUUUAAAUCCACCAGUGACGUGGUGGGAAGAUGUCAAGAAGCAGUAAACUGUUUUCAUUUGAAGUGAUUCAUACCAGCAAAGGUGUGAAGAUGCUGAAAUGAGAGAACAGAGAUGUUAAAGUAGAUGUGAGAGCUUCACAUAAAAGUGUUUAACUAGACCAGUGCUUACAUAUUAGGAUAGAUAAGCAGAAGGGUCAGUGUCAAAAUUCAGUCUGCCCUGAGAGGUGAGUGGAGGCCAGCCAUGAUCCUCAUUGCUCAAUCUGGACAGUGGGUAAAUACUGCUGUGUGCUGGGCAAGUUACCAGUCACAAGAGAGCCCUUCUGGAGGCAGCAUUUGUGGUGACUGAUUCUUGUGGCUAGUUACUUAUUAAUAGUUAAUAAUAUCAAACUAAUGAAAAAUUAAUAGUCCUCUGAAAGCUGAAUUGGUUUCCUCGUGUUUUCCUUCCUCUUCCACUCUUUCUUUGUAUGUCAGUCGCCCCUACUAGGUAAUUAUUGCAGGCCAGAUGGCACAGCUUACUUUCAGUGUGGGAUAAGGAAAAAGUGCUUAGAGAAAUAAAAUAUAAAAAUAAAGUUGAUAUUAGAGAACAAUCUGUGAAACUGCCAAGCUUGCAACUGUCAGUUAUUUCUUGUACAAAGCAUGGAAGAAAAUUCACCAAAGAUUAUUUCCUGUUAAUUUUACAGGUUGCUGCAGAAGGAAAAGUGGUUUAGUUCUUCAGGUAUUGGUUGAGAGAGAAGAGAAGAAAUGCUGCAUUUUAGGUUUCCUGGUUAUUAUUGACACACCUUUCUCUCUUCCUGUACUCAAAGUCAUAUAGGUGUUGCCACUAAAAAUGGAAAGGAUCAGUGUUCUUUGUAGUUCAUGUUCCUGCAUUGCCCUGCAUUCAUCAAAUGGCAGAUGCUCCAUCCCAAGAUGGAUACCUUGAACACAACAGCUCUGACCCAGAAGGCAGUAAAAGAAUUCCCACCUAUUUGAAUGCAUUUUUGUAUCAAAGGAUCUGCUGAAAGCCUUUGGUGCAGCAUUAAGAUGGAUUCAAUCAGCACUACAGAUGUCACUCAAGAAAAGCUGCUGUUUGAGGUGGGAAGACCCUUACAGGAAGGAGGCCAUGGGGAAUCCAGACCUGGGACGCGUGCUCAGUGUGGCUGGUGACUGCCUAGCUGCCUGUAACACAUGACUCAGCGUACUAUUUUUGAUUCAGCAACAGGAGAAAGAUAUGUGAUACAAACCUCCACCUCCCCCUCUCCCCCACCCAAGUAGAACUAUUAAAAGUGCAGAAGACAUUCUUGAGAGGCUGUAGAUACCACUGCCUCAGUCUUGCUUGUAGCACUGCUAGGUGCCCAUGGAAGACAGCACGGCACACUGCCUGUUUUUUUUGCUUACACUGCUAUUUUGAUGCAUAAUGCAACUUUAAAGAGUCAUCACAGGAAAAUGACUCAUUUAAAAAAAAAAUUCUUCAAAAGAAUAUUAAAACUGUGCAGCUCCUCUUUGCCACUUGCCGCUUUCUGCUUUUGUACCUGGCUUACAGAGUUUAAAUGCAGAAGGCAUAUCCACAGGAGGCUACCUCAAGCUGAGCAGCUCUAAGUCAGCAAUCCUAUGUGAAUUGGUGGAGUCAGAGGUGUUAUGGUGGUGGCCUCGUAGAGGGAUGCCCCCUCUUUGCUGGAGCUUGCCCUGGCUGGAGGCAUUGAGUAUCCUGACUCAUCCCAAUGCCACACAGCGGUGGCCGUGAAGUCACCCUUUUCCUUCCCUGGAUAUUCUUUGUAUGUCUGCCAUUUAAGUGGCAUUUGUUUCCUCUAUCCAGGACAUGGUAGACAAAAUGUGUAAACAGCAUUUUUAUUACUGUUAGUUAUGAUAGUUAUCCUUGAGCAGAGCUGAGGCACAGAGAAAUAUCGCUGCAUAUCAGGGUGGCAGUAGAAGUCCUUAUCUUCAACAAGUCUCAAAUCAGGCCCCCAUUUUAAAUCCUAGGCCUUUAAAUCCAAGAGUUUGCCAGGUUCAUUAGCACUGGGAUUUUUCUCUUGGGGUUGACUCCUAUUAAGUUGAUGGGAGUGGGCAGCUGACCCAAAUAGUUUCUGAUGGCGCUUUUAUCAAAACAUGCUGUUUCCUGUACUUUAUGUUGAAAGUCUUUUUCUUCUCUAGCAGCCUAUAGGAGAUUUUUGCUCUGUCUUGUAAGUAAAAGUCUUAACUUUUUUUCUCUGAUGUGGGGGAUUAUGUCAAUUGUGCAUUUUGUAUAUGCCUAUUGAUUGAGGAACUUGAAUUGCUUGAACGUUCACAACUUGGUUUGAGAUCUGUUGUUUGAGCUCUUGCUGUCUCCCAGGCAGUGUACCAGUAUUCUCAAUAUCUUGCCUAUUCCCCAGAUGCAAUUCUCAAUUGUUGGUAGCUCCAUUCUGGCUUUAAACUUGAGGGAAGACUCCUGGUAAAAUAACAUGUGUUUCAGAGGGCUGGUGGAAACAAGGACUGGGGAAAUGAGUAGGAAGAUUAGUAUGUUUCUCAGACAAAUGUAUGGGUUUUAUAAGAGCAAGAUGUGCCUAAGAACAGCUUCCUUACAGAACAUCACAGUAAAUUCAGAUCUUGAAGAAGCUAAGGAAAUAAAGAAGUUGCCUUCUCUAGCCAGUUCUAACGAUGAUUUUGUAAUGAUGGCAAGCACUCUGUAGGCAUGCUGAUUGCUGAGUGCAUAAUGGUGAUUUGAUUUGGAGGGCGUAAUGGUUGGCUUUACCAAGGAUUAGUGAAUGAGGAUAUGAAGAUAGCUCAUGCUUGUUGAGCAUUCAUCUAGAACAACAGGCAGUAAGCAGAUAUUUUUCGAAAGACAGAAAUGUCUAUAAGAAGUAGUCACUAUCUUUUCACAGAUUCUCAUCUAUUGGACGUUGUCUGGACAUCCUAGGUUGAAAUAUUUAGACUCAGCAUCUGUGUGUAAUGCAUUCUUAAAUGAAUUAUUUAUAUGGCUCUACAAACUUUUGUAAAUAUGAUCAUUCAGUUGGUAAUAUUGUUGUUUGUUAUUCCUGCUAAGUUGUUAUUCCUGUGCUUGAUUUUUCGGUUUAUUUGGUUCACUGCUGUAUAGAGUCUAAAAAGCUUUUGUUGUGUUCUUAGACAGCAUCUGUUUAAGGAAAAAUGAAAAAUAACUGUUUUGUAAUUGGCCUGUGAUUUGCAGUCAGAACUCUUACAAUCUCACCAUUACAAGUAUUUUCUGUAGUAUUAGUUCUUUCUACAGUUGUGUGCAUCUGCCUUCACUGAAGAGAGCCUGAUUCCUUUAUUAAGUGGAGAUCAGUGAAGUUUUAAAACAUAGAUUUCAUCAAAAGUUUGUUCUUUAGUAGUAACAUUACAUGUGAUCCUAUAUUUUUUGCCUCACUUUUCUGUAGUUACUUAGGAAUUGAUUACAAGAAUGGUCUGGUUUCUGUUCCUACUUCUCUGUAUGUUGGAAAAUAUUUUCUAAGGAGUAGCUUCUUGUUGACCAGAAGAACC